Acomys russatus (golden spiny mouse) is the source of this 1026-nucleotide messenger RNA. RefSeq names its product ubiquitin-conjugating enzyme E2 D2B. Gene Ontology annotation, biological process: protein K11-linked ubiquitination; ubiquitin-dependent protein catabolic process. Gene Ontology annotation, cellular component: nucleus. Gene Ontology annotation, molecular function: ubiquitin conjugating enzyme activity. The record is from RefSeq and is a predicted model, not a curated record. NCBI's taxonomy places the organism in Eukaryota, Metazoa, Chordata, Mammalia, Rodentia, Muridae. The transcript has a single exon. Bases 74 to 517 code for a protein of 147 amino acids.
CUUCUUCUGCGGCUGACCCAAAACCAACAAGGCGGCCUCCUUCCACCGGGCCCCCCCACGACAGCCUUCCACCAUGGCUCUGAAAAGAAUCCACAAGGAGCUGAACGACUUGGCGCAGGACCCCCCGGCGCAGUGCUCAGCAGGUCCUGUCGGGGAUGACAUGUUCCACUGGCGAGCUACCAUCAUGGGGCCAAAUGAUAGUCCGUUCCAGGGCGGGGCAUUUUUCUUGACAAUUGAUUUCCCAACAGAGUACCCCUUCAAACCACCAAAGGUUGAAUUCACAACGAAAAUUUAUCACCCAAAUGUUAACAGUAAUGGCAGCAUCUGUCUUGAUAUUCUGCGGUCACAGUGGUCUCCGGCGCUAACUAUUUCAAAAGUACUUUUGUCCAUCAGUUCUCUGUUGUGUGAUCCCAAUCCAGACGACCCCCUAGUGCCUGAGAUUGCUCACAUCUACAAAACGGAUAGAGAAAAGUACAACACGACAGCUCGGGAAUGGACUCGGAAGUAUGCCAUGUAACUAAAGAGAUUAUUGGAUACCCUCUACAAAUAAAGCAAGCGGAACUCUGAGAGUCCUUUGCUCCCCGGUUUGACCGUUGUUUCCUCGGAGCCCACGCGGUACCCGCUUCAUCCUUCCGGGGGCGCGCUUUUCACCUAACAGUACUGCAGCGUGUUGUAAAUACGGUACUGCUGUACCAACCCUGGCUCCCAGCAGAGGAGCAUUUUCCUGGCAUAACGUAGAUGUGAGAUUAACAGUGUCCUUACUGACUUAACUCUGGAUAACGCGGUGUGUGCGGUGCUUGGAAGGCGUAAAGCUCUAAGGAAACUGUGGGGUUUGCUCUAAGGUGGAAGUCUCUACGUUUUAAACGUGAUGAAAAGCAAGGUGAAGAACACAAGAGUUUCUGAACUUGUUCCAAAAGACCUAGAACUCAGAUGAACGUUAAAGCAACAAGACUAAGCCCAGCCCACCUCCUGUAUUUUAAAGUCUAAUUGGUCAACAAAAAUAGAUUGGCGCUCUCAGUCCAUAAA